AUGGACUGGAUCAGGAAAUUCACCACAACAGCACAAGCAGUAGCUGCCUGGAGCAGCAGGAAUCACCAUGGAAAUGCUGUACGUCGGGAAGAGCAGCUCGAAGGAGAAAGUGAGGAAGAACAACGUCGAUGGAGAUGUGCGGCCAGCAGUGAGAUUUCACCAUCUUCCAGCGCUGCAUCUCUCGAACCUCCUCUCCUUCGCUUCCACCAUCUCCUCCAGUACGAUCGAGGGUCGCACUCGACACGCUCUCUAGAGUCAAACUCCGGUCCUUCAAAACCUGCAGCAAUGCUUCGACAUUCGCAGGCACCGCAUCGACUCCGUCAACCGAAUCCGACUUCUCUAAGACCUGGAUUUGGAGCUUCAGCAACUGAAUUUCGCUCAACAGGGACUCCUCGUCAAUGCAACUGCGAAUUGGAGCUCGGAAAAACCUUCGCCCUCCCUGAACUGGGUGUCACUUUCGAGACCCACGGCGGAUUCGAAGCUCUCCUCGGUUUCGGGUUCAAUUCGUCGACCAAUGAUUACAAGGUCGUGAGAGUCGUGCGGCUUCUAGAGUACGAAGAAAUCGCAAUUGAAGUCGAGGUUUUUUCACUGAAUGUCGGCUCGUGGAAGACGAUUACCUCCACGGCUCCGCAAUACAACAUCGUGGAGCGCGGGUCCCAAGCCUUUGGUCAACGAGUCGGUCCACUAGGUCGCGACCCGGCCCGGCAACGACGGCGGUGGUGA
Molecule: messenger RNA, 723 nt
Organism: Linum trigynum
Lineage: Eukaryota; Viridiplantae; Streptophyta; Magnoliopsida; Malpighiales; Linaceae
Source: the annotation of a GenBank genome assembly